CAAAUUAAAGUGGGACAUUGCAUUAACUUUUUAACCAAUUUUCUUUAAUAUAUGAAGUUUAUUACGUCAAAUUAAAGUGGGAUGUGCGAAUGUUAGCCAAUGUAAAAGAGAUCAAAUCCAGGAUUCUAGUCAACUAUACAAACUUUUGAAAUUAAUAUUCCCAAACUAGUAGUACUAUAAAAACUAAGACAACUUGUUAAUCCAUUGAAUUAUGCUGUUUCCAUACAUCAAAUCAGUACUCGAUCACCCAAAUUAAUGCUAAAAUAUCACAUUAUUGGACACAUUCCUCAAAUCGGUUUUUAAAGUGUGAUGACGUGUCAGUUUAGAGAAUAAACAGCAAAAUGAUGUGAGUAAGAGAACAGGGAUUACAGUUAAGAUGUGCUGGCACGACUAAUUUAAUUUAGUGAGUGCGUAAAAUAAAAUUUGUAACAGUUGACCAUACCUGGGGUAGUUGGGCUGGAAAGUGGCCGCAUUGACAGUUGAUCAUUUUAUUACAGCCCAUAUUUUAUAUUUGUAAAUAAAAUUAAGCGUCGAUUUCCUUUUUUUUAUUUUUGGGAAAAAGUGCUGAUUUCGUUUUUCCAAGGAAGGCCGCGUUUGACAUUAAACCCCGUCGUCUCCAUUUCUACUUCUCUAAACAUAAAAAAACUGUAUCUUUUCUGAUUUCUCGAACGAAUAAAUCCAAAUUCCCAAUCUUGAUGCACUCCCAAAUCUAAAAAUCCAAUCUUUUUCCGUUUUCCGAUUGGAUCAAUCGGCGUUCCGAUGGGGGAUUUAGUGAAGCAGACGCUUGCGACGCCGAUCCAGCUCACCGACCAGGUCACCAAAGCCGCCGACGAGGCGGCCACGUUCAAGCAGGAGUGCGCCGAGCUCAAAUCCAAGACCGAGAAGCUCGCCGCCCUCCUCCGCCAGGCCGCGCGCGCGAGCAACGACCUCUACGAGCGCCCCACGCGCCGCAUCCUCGACGAGACCGUCCAGGUCCUCGACAAAGCCCUCUCCCUCGUCUCCAAAUGCCGCGGCAACGGCCUCGUCAAGCGCGUCUUCACAAUCAUCCCCGCCGCCGCCUUCCGCAAAAUGUCCUCGCAGCUAGAAAACUCAAUCGGCGACGUCUCCUGGCUCCUCCGCGUCUCCGCCUCCGCCGACGACCGCGCAGACGAGUACCUCGGCCUCCCCCCCAUCGCCGCCAACGAGCCCAUCCUCGGCCUCAUCUGGGAGCAGAUCGCCACGCUCUACACCGGCUCCGUCGACGACCGCGCCGACGCCGCCGCCUCCCUCGUCUCCCUCGCCCGCGACAACGACCGCUACGGCAAGCUCAUAAUCGAGGAAGGCGGCGUCGGCCCUCUCCUCAAAUUGAUCAAAGAGGGCAAGCAAGAGGGCCAGGAAAACGCCGCCCGCGCGAUCGGCCUCCUCGGGCGCGAUCCCGAGAGCGUCGAGCACAUGACCCACGCGGGCGUCUGCUCUGUCUUCGCCAAGAUCCUCCAAGAGGGGCCCAUGAAGGUCCAGGCCGUCGCCGCGUGGGCCGUCGCCGAGCUCGCGGCCCAUUACCCCAAAUGCCAAGAUCUCUUCGCUCAGCAUAACAUAAUCCGACUCCUAGUCAGCCAUCUCGCUUUCGAAACCGUUCAGGAACACAGCAAAUACACCGUCGUCAGCAAAGCCACCUCGAUCCACGCCGCCGCCGUCGUUUUAGCCAGCAACGGCGCCGCCGCUGCCGAUCAUCAUCACCAUUUAGACGAUGAUAAAGAUCAGAUGCCACGGCCUAAUCAGAUGUACAAUGUUGUCACCACUACCAUGUCUGCUGUCAAACCCAAUUCGGGCUGCGGAGGAGGUGGUGGAGGAGGGAAGGUGAGUUCCCUCCACAGCAACCACCUCCACCACCCGAGCAUAUCGCUCUCGGGCGCGAGCACUCGCGCCCGAGAGGCGGAGGACCCGGCCACCAAAGCGCAGAUGAAGGCGAUGGCGGCGCGGGCGCUCUGGCAUCUGACGAAGGGAAACUCUGCCAUAUGCAGGAGCAUCACAGAAUCGCGAGCACUGCUGUGCUUCGCGGUUCUGCUAGAGAAAGGCCCGGCCGAGGUGCAGUACAACUCGGCCAUGGCCUUGAUGGAGAUCACCGCGGUGGCGGAGGGGGACGCGGAAUUGAGGAGGUCGGCCUUCAAGCCGAACUCCCCCGCCUGCAAGGCCGCGGUGGAUCAGCUCUUCCGGAUCCUCGAAAAGGGGGAUUCGGAGCUGCUGAUCCCCUGCAUCAAGGCCAUAGGGAACUUAGCUAGGACUUUUAAGGCUACCGAGACGAGGAUGAUUAGCCCGUUAGUUAGACUGCUCGACGAGAGGGAGGUCGAGGUGUCACGGGAGGCAUGUGUCGCGCUCACCAAGUUCGCCUGCGCGGAGAAUUACCUCCACCUCGACCACGCGAAGGCCAUCAUCGAGGCUGGGGGCGCCAAGCACCUCGUGCAGCUCGUGUACUUCGAGCAGGUCGUCCAGAGCUCCGCGCUCGUGCUGCUGUGCAACAUUGCUAUGCACGUGCCCGACAGCGAGGAGCUGGCACGGGCGGAGGUGCUGACUGUGCUCGAGUGGGCGUCCAAGCAGGCCGCGCUGUGCCAGCUCGAGGAGGUCGAGAGGCUGCUGCCGGAGGCUAAGGGGAAGCUUGAGCUGUAUCAGUCGAGAGGGUCGAGGGGGUUCCAUUGAUGAUCAUAGCAAUCUUGAGAAGAUAUGUUUUUUUGGUUAUUCAUAUUGCUGGUUUCUUGCCAAUAUUUAUGUCAUUUUGUUUUCAUUCAUAUGGAUUGUAUAUAGCGUUAGUUGAUGCCUUUGUAAGAAAAGAAUGUCAAGAAUGGUUUUUUUUCCUCUUUUUUUGGAAUUGUGAUUCAAGCUGCUGUUAGUUUA
Messenger RNA from Salvia splendens (bonfire salvia), 2868 nucleotides. RefSeq lists its product as uncharacterized. Gene Ontology annotation, biological process: cell surface receptor signaling pathway. NCBI's taxonomy places the organism in Eukaryota, Viridiplantae, Streptophyta, Magnoliopsida, Lamiales, Lamiaceae. Bases 760 to 2673 code for a protein of 637 amino acids. The record is from RefSeq and is a predicted model, not a curated record. Gene Ontology annotation, molecular function: protein binding. The transcript has a single exon.